Messenger RNA from Neocloeon triangulifer, 583 nucleotides. It is a transcript of the gene RpS15, whose product is annotated as small ribosomal subunit protein uS19. NCBI's taxonomy places the organism in Eukaryota, Metazoa, Arthropoda, Insecta, Ephemeroptera, Baetidae. The transcript is spliced from 4 exons. Gene Ontology annotation, molecular function: RNA binding; structural constituent of ribosome. The record is from RefSeq and is a predicted model, not a curated record. Bases 117 to 560 code for a protein of 147 amino acids. Gene Ontology annotation, cellular component: ribosome; cytosolic small ribosomal subunit. Gene Ontology annotation, biological process: translation; ribosomal small subunit assembly.
CGGCAAAUCUUCUUUGGCGGCCAUGUUUGCUGAAAAUUCCUCCUUGGAUUUUUACUUCCGACGGACCCUCCCCUUCCUCCAUUGCUAUUCCUUGACAGCAACAACUCAACGUGACAAUGGCAGACGUUGAUGAUGGUACCAAGAAGAAGAGGGCCUUCAGGAAGUACACCUACAGAGGUGUCGACCUUGACCAGCUCCUGGACAUGCCAGCUGAGCAGCUUAUGGAGUUGAUGCACUGCCGUGCCAGAAGAAGGUUCAGCCGAGGUCUGAAGCGCAAGCCCAUGGCCCUUGUGAAGAAAUUGAGGAAGGCCAAGAAGGAAGCCCCUCCAAAUGAGAAGCCAGAGGUUGUCAAAACUCACCUCCGCAACAUGAUUGUUUUCCCCGAAAUGGUCGGAAGUAUUGUUGGCGUAUACAACGGCAAAACUUUCAACCAGGUUGAGAUCAAGCCUGAGAUGAUUGGACACUACCUGGGAGAAUUCAGUGUCACCUAUAAGCCAGUCAAGCACGGCAGACCAGGUAUCGGCGCGACCCACAGUUCUCGUUUUAUUCCCCUUAAGUAAAAUAAACUUCCUUAUUUGGUCAA